Molecule: messenger RNA, 1032 nt
Organism: Limulus polyphemus (Atlantic horseshoe crab)
Lineage: Eukaryota; Metazoa; Arthropoda; Merostomata; Xiphosura; Limulidae
Product: tubulin beta chain-like
Exons: 5
Coding region: 112-1008 (298 amino acids)
Biological process (GO): microtubule cytoskeleton organization; mitotic cell cycle
Cellular component (GO): cytoplasm; microtubule
Molecular function (GO): structural constituent of cytoskeleton; GTPase activity; GTP binding
Source: RefSeq, a predicted model, not a curated record
UAAUCUAACCACGCCGCAAUACGUAACGGCGAUCAUAACCUUUCUUUUCCCACAUCUAUUGCUAAGACGUGAACAGUUUUUCGAAUUUAGUUAAUUUUAAAGACAUCAAAGAUGAGGGAAAUAGUUCAUAUUCAGGCUGGUCAGUGUGGUAAUCAAAUUGGUUCAAAGUUCUGGUCCAUUAUAUCUGAUGAACAUGGCAUUGACCCAACUGGAACCUAUCAUGGAGAUUCUGACCUGCAGCUAGAGAGAAUUAAUGUUUACUACAAUGAAGGCUCUAGUGGCACGUAUGUUCCACGGGCAGUUCUGGUGGACUUGGAACCUGGAACCAUGGAUUCAGUUCGAUCAGGACCUUUUGGACAACUUUUUAGACCAGAUAACUUUAUUUUUGGUCAGUCUGGAGCUGGAAACAACUGGGCAAAAGGUCACUACACAGAGGGUGCUGAACUAGUAGAGACUGUGAUGGAUGUAGUCAGGAAAGAGUCUGAGGGUUGUGAUUGUCUGCAAGGCUUCCAGCUAGCACACUCUCUUGGUGGUGGAACUGGUUCUGGUAUGGGUACUUUACUCAUAUCAAAGAUGAGAGAGGAAUACCCUGACCGUAUCAUGACCACCUUUUCUGUUGUUCCAUCUCCUAAGGUUUCAGAUACAGUAGUGGAACCGUAUAAUGCCACUUUAUCAGUCCAUCAACUUGUUGAAAACACUGAUGAAACAUUCUGUAUUGACAAUGAGGCUCUCUAUGACAUCUGUUUCCGAACCCUCAAACUAACAUCUCCCUCUUAUGGUGAUCUAAAUCAUCUUGUAUCUAUUACAAUGUCUGGAGUAACUACAUGUCUUAGAUUUCCUGGCCAGCUGAAUGCUGAUCUACGUAAGCUUGCUGUCAACAUGGUUCCAUUUCCACGCCUUCACUUCUUUAUGCCUGGUUUUGCCCCACUUACAUCUAGAGGGAGCCAGCAGUAUCGUGCAGUAUCUGUUCCAGAGCUGACACAACAGGUUAGUUUUGACAUGAGAUAGUUUCUUUCCAGUAUAUGAAUAUUU